AUGGAUCAGAUGGAGCUGGGGAGCAUGAGCAGUCGCUGUGAAGAUGAGAACUGUGGCCUAACGUCGAGUUUUCCAGAGCACUGCCCGACCCAAGACUAUGAUUGGGAGGAACCAAUGUUUGGAUUGACAGAGUUAGUUUGUGUGACGGUCAUUUACAUUCCUGUGAUGAUUUUGGGUCUUCUGGGUAAUGUGCUAACAAUCCUUGUGGUCUGGCUGCGUCCACACAUGAGAAGUUCUACCUACUUGUACCUGAGUAGCAUGGCUGUCAGCGAUUUGAUGAUACUCCUACUCCUGCCUUUGGAUCUCUACAAGCUAUGGAGGCCCCGACCCUGGCCCUUAGGAGACUUCGCCUGUAAGAUGACCAUGUUUCUCUCUGAGUGCUGCACCUUCUGCACCAUCCUCCACAUCACCUUCCUCUCUCUGGAAAGGUAUGUGGCCGUCUGCUGGCCAAUCACGGCCAAGACACUGGUGACACGCCGCAGAACCAGGGCUCUUAUUGGCUGCCUUUGGCUGGGCGCAGCGAUCAGUGCAGCACCCGUGUUGGUGAUGGUUGGCGUAGAGGAAGUUGGGGAAGAACAUCUCAGCAUCGAUGGCUGGAAAGAGAAUGAAGAGUGGACGGGAGAGAAUAGCAGUCACAUGACUUCGCUUGAUGACGAAUUAGAUGUACAGAAGUGGGAAGAAAAAGAGAGACGCCUUGAAAGAGCUGGACAAUGGAAUUGGCUGGAAGAUGGACCAAUGGGAGCAAUAGGUGAGAAACAACAUGGAGGUGCAGUUGUAAAUAAAAAACAGGUCAAGAAAUCCGAUGAAGAGCAACAAAACCUUUUGAAAGAAGAUGAAGGAGGAGGAUGGCAGACAAAUGUUGAUGAGAAACACAAGUUGGAGAUUGACCGGCGGGAGUGUCGCUGCACCGACUAUGCCAUUUCCUCUGGCCUACUGCCUGCCAUGAUGAUUCUGUCCAACCUGUAUUUUCUGAUUCCAGUCUGCAUCCUCGGACUGGUCUACGGUCUGAUCGGAAGGACCCUUUGGCUGCGCCCUCAGAGCAGUCGCAGAGACCAAAGUCACAAACACACUGUCAAAAUGCUGGGAGUGAUCGUGUUGGCGUUUGUCCUGUGCUGGCUGCCUUUCCACAUCGGUCGGACUAUAUUCUUUUUCUCUCUGGACACCGGUACUGACCUUUUGUACUAUCUGUCGCAGUAUUUCAACCUGGGUUCGUCCGUCCUCUUCUACCUCAGCGCCGCGGUCAACCCGUUACUGUACAACGUGAUGUCAGCCAGGUACAGACACGCUGUACACAGUCUCAUACGCUCGCAACCACACGCCCAAGGUUUCCACACCUACUGCCUGAUUGGCAACCAGGACAAACCUGUACCCAAAGCAGCUACCUUCUGCUUCGGUGACGAAAUCCAAGACGCCGCAGCCGCUAUCUCCAGUGCUGCUUCCAGUGGGUCUGCCGCCGACACCAUCUCCAGUGCCGCCUCAGUGGGUCUGCCGCCGACACCAUCUCCAGUGCCGCCUCAGUGGGUCUGCUGCCGACACCAUCUCCAGUGCCGCCUCAGUGGGUCUGCUGCCGACGCCAUCUCCAGUACCGCCUCCAGUGGGUCUGUCGCCGACGCCAUCGCCAGUUUCGCCUCCAGUGGGUCUGCCGCCGACGCCAUCUCUAGUGCUGCCUCCAGUGGGUCUGCCGCUGACGCCAUCUCCAGUGCCGCCUCUAGUGUGUCUUUCGCCGACGCCAUCUCUAGUGCUGCCUCCAGUGGGUCUGCCGCUGCCGCCGCCUCCAGUGCCGCCUCCAGUGCCGCCUCCAGUGCCGCCUCCAGUGGGUCUGCCACCGACACCAUCUCCAGUGCCGCCUCCAGUAGGUCUGCUGCCGACGUCAUCUCCAGUGGCACCUCAAGUAGGUCUGCCGCCGACGCCAUCUCCAGUGCCGUCUCCAGUGGGUCUGCCGCCGACACCAUCUCUAGUGCUGCCUCCAGUGGGUAA
Nerophis lumbriciformis (worm pipefish) is the source of this 1977-nucleotide messenger RNA. RefSeq names its product motilin receptor-like. Gene Ontology annotation, biological process: hormone-mediated signaling pathway; G protein-coupled receptor signaling pathway. Gene Ontology annotation, molecular function: growth hormone secretagogue receptor activity. Gene Ontology annotation, cellular component: plasma membrane. NCBI's taxonomy places the organism in Eukaryota, Metazoa, Chordata, Actinopteri, Syngnathiformes, Syngnathidae. The record is from RefSeq and is a predicted model, not a curated record.